AUGGCGGCUAUGAACCAGAUGUCCAUGGGGGAGCCUGAGUCUGAGGAUGAACAGGUUGCGGCGUCAGAUUCUGCAUCUCACGCCCCUACUGCUGGUGUGCCUGCUCACAGUCCUGAUGCAUCAUUGCUUGGUGGUGGUGGUGGACCAGCGCCCAGGAUGCCUGGGGCGGAAGAGGAUUACCACCAGGUGGGUGGGUCAGGGAACCAGUGGAUUUCGCGAAGUGUGACGUAUCUGAAGCAGAUCCCUCGCAAUAAGCUCAGCGAGCUGAUCGAACAAAUCGAUGGCACCUUUGACGCCACUUUGACAUCGCAAUUGACAUCCUAUGGUUUGCUAUGCCUAAUCUGGAUCUAUACUCGCAUCGUUCCGACGGUGAAGAUAUCGGACCUCAGAGCCGCAGCAGCAGCCAGUGUCAGAGUGCCGAAGUAUUGCGACCUGAACAUGAAGCUGAAGACCAUGCAUGCCAGGAUCGUUCGGGGCGUAGGCCGGGAAGCCUUUGACCAGUCUGUGUCUGGGCUCCCUUUGGUCUUGGAUGAUCGAUCAGUGGAAUCAGUGGCUAUUCCCCUGGGAUGGCAGACCUCGUGGGCUAAGCCGCCUCCCAAGGCCAAGGCGAAAGCUAAGGCAGGCCCCAAUGGAGACAUUGCCCAGAUGAUGGCCAAAGCCGGUCCCAUGCCUGGCGCUGUUUCGCGGCCAGUGGCGUCGCCUGCAAUGAGUGUCAGAUCUCCAGCUGUUGUCAAUGUCCCAUUCCCGCCAAACCCGAAGAGUGUCCCGGCUGCGAAGAGUGCCCCGCCGCCACCUGUGGCAGCAGCGAAGAGUUCUCCUCCAUUGCAUGUGGCAGCGAAGAGUUCUCCCCCGCCGCCUGUGAUCCCCCUUGCAAGUCCAGCUGAUGCAGAGGAUCGUGCGUCAACUACUCCGCAUGAGGCAGCUGACUUGACUACUUCUUCGUCUUCGUCUGGUGUGGUCAGUGGAGAUGCCUCUGGGGCGGGCAAUGGGUCUGUUGGUCCUCAGCCUGCUGAGAUGGCAAUGGAUGCAGCAUCGGAGAUUGUCCAGAACGAGGUGGACAGUGAGCGACCUGAAGCCAGAAGCAAUGUGAAAGUAGACAUUGAUGCUAUUUGGGAAUUGAUGGAGGAGGCCAGAACCACUGGACUCUCACUGCCAGUUCUUAUGAAAACGAAGAAGAGUGAGAAGCAAGGGGGAUGCAGCGAAUUCACUGUCAACUAUUGGAUGUCCAAGGCCCAUACCAUGUACUGUGCCCGAGCUUGCCUAUCUUUUGAUGGGGUGAAGAUCCUGAAUUUGGUGACAGAUUCGUCCACAUUCAGUUCUCGCGAAGCUGCUGUGUCAAUUGUUUACUCCUGUGAGCGUGACCUGGGCGCUUAUUGCGCUAACCAGGUGGUUCGGACAAAUGUGAUCGCGCCAGGAGAGAUUGAGGUAGCAAGUGAGGGCCUUGAACGCCUCAUAGCAACAAGGAAAGCGGACAGGGUAGCGUCUUUCCGGCUGCUUCAAGCGAUCAGCCACCAGAUCUCCAUUCUGACGAAUCACAAGCUGAGCAUCAAUAGCUUUCAGCUGAGUGAUGGUGGUGGAGGAGAUGAUGAGGAUGAUGUGGCUCAUCCUUUGGUCACAUGUUUGACCCCACUGACCCCGCAACACCUUCGCAUUGUCAACAAGUUUGCGGACGGCUCAUUCAGGACACAGGCAUCGAAGGAUGCGACUUUGACCAUCAAUGCGGUCGACGAGGCAAAGAUCUUGGUGCUGCUCAUGGACCAAGGACCCAUUGGCAUGGGUAUGAGUAGUUUCAUCCACUUCUGUGGGGUCAACCUUAUUCACAUAUCGUUCGAUCCCUUCCAUCGCGUGAUCAGAGACAUGAAGCUUGAUGUUGCUGGUGUUGGCCCAAAGGCCUUGCGGCAGAAGCUGCACCAGUGUCAGUUGUCUUCCAGUUAUCUGUGGACCUUGAACUAUCGCCCCUAUGGCUCUGGAGGCUUUGCCCAGGCCAAGACAGAAUAUCCAGAUGGUCAGCCUGACGCAAGCUCCAAAAAGUUCAGCCAGCUGAGAUCAGACAUGGGAGGCCUCCAACUAGCCCUGCACUGCACAAGCUGGUCAACAUGGAUGGGUGUCCAAGUUCUGCGCAUCGUAUCUCAGCCCUGCUGGAACUACUACAGCCAGACUGUGGAGUCAGUCAAAAGCCCCAGACAGGGACUUCUCCGCACAGCUGACAUGACAACAGAUUUGAAGUGGAUGAAAUGCAACGAGUUGACUGGCUUAGUUGAUGUGUUCUGGCAAGACUCGGAGUUUGACAAAGUGCUUCAGUACCACACCUUGUCCAGACGUCAUUUGGAUGAGGACAAACACCGUUCUUCUCUUGAGACUUUCGUCCAUCAAGUCUGGUACUAUGGCAUCAGUGUGCUGUCCAAGCGUUCAGCUGCCUACUCCAAGCUUGCGUCUCCGCCUGAAUGCUAUGCAGCAUUGCUUGUGCAGGAAGGCGAGCUGGCUGAGGACACAGAGAUGUCCUUGAGAGAAGAUUUCAGGUUGCUUUGCUUGGCUGAGCAAUCUAGACCUGCCCAGGAGCUGGUAAAAGAUUUGCAGUGUACUGUCUCGGCACCAGUACGUCUGAUGUUUUCUUGUUACGAGGCUGGACUGUGCUCAGAGGGGAAGCGCUUGUUGAACGGAAUGCUGCAUUGUGUCCCAGAUUCGAAGUUCAUUGAAGACCUACAUGGAAAGGUGAAGUCGGAUGCACUGCACAACCCCAACCGCAAGCAGACCCCCACGCAGGUCCAAAAUGUGCUCCAGAACUCUGGGCUUUUUGAAGCGAGAGGAAUUCCUCAUCUGUGUGCACUGGACAAGCAGGCAUUCAAGCUGCGCUGGAAGCGCACGAAGACCGCCAAAAGAAUGACAGAUGCUAGGGCAUGCAUCCUCCUCAGACCUGGCAUGAUCUUCAAGCCACGGCAGACUUUGGAUGGAGCAGAAGUGGAUGACAAGAUCUUCAUUGUGGUGUCCAACCUCAAAUGGGCCCUGCUGGUUUGGCCCAUGACGCUAUUCGAUGAUGGGUCUUUGAAGCUUACGCGCAGAGGGAGCCUUGAAUGGUAUUUCACCACUCGCAUUGACCAGCAUGAGUCGGCCAUUCCUUCUCCCAUCCUGACUGAAACUGGCAUCUCUGUUUCGGCUGACACAUGGGAGCACUCUGCCAAAGCGAUGCUCAGGAACCAUUCCUUGGAAAUGACUUUUGCUGAUUUGGUCUUUGUUGCAGGAAGCUUGCUUGGAAUCAAUGAUCCACACAAGCUCUCGAGGCGAGAUCUUGUCGAGGCUUUGGCGUUGCUACUUGGUGAUGCUGACUUCGCAAAGCAGGUUCUUUCCAAUGAAGAGACUAAGAAGAAGAAAAAACUCGAUGAUCCAACGGCAGAUGAUUCUUGCUCAGAAGAUUCACUAGCUGAACUUCUCUUAGACAACAUGGAUGCUGCCGACGCCGAUGAUUUCAAAGAGCUGAAAAAGCGGGUGAACAACAAACGCAACCUGAACAAGAAAAGGAAGUGGGCUCAGUGGAAGCAAGAAGACAUGGAGGCCACUGAAAAGAAGAAAGCCCUGAAAGCUAUGAGAGCCAAGGCAAAAUCAAAGUUCAAUGUUCAUGGUCGCGCCAAAGGACGUGGUGGUAGAGGCCGAGGGAGAGGGCGAGGCAAAGGGAGAAGCAGCCGCAUGCCUGCGGCUGAUGCUCAGCAUGAUGAACCGGAGGAGCCAACAGCAGGAGAGCCCAUGAGACAGCCUGAGGAUGCUGAGCUCGAGCCAACAGGAGAAACCAUGAGACAGCUCAAAGCUCAAAGCAUGGAGGCAACAGCAGAUCGCACCACUCUCGAUGAAUUUGUCGAUGCAGUGUUCGUCAAGCCGGAGGCAGAGGUGGGGUCGGGCGCCAGCUCCUCGCGCGCUGGAGUGGGACCAGAUGUGGCCGAUGGUGUUGGAUCUGAGGAAGCUCCACACGGGCCAGCAGUGUCGUCAGAUGUGUCAGUUGUUUCCAACGCUCCUCACAGUCAAUCUUCGCACCAAGCACCAGCAGAGGACUCAGUUCGCAUGUCGCAAGGCGAUGCUGCGUCUGAAGUUUUGCCUGACAGUGUGGUUCCUCCAAGGGUUUUGCACGAACCGCAUGGGCCGAAUCUUUACCACAGCCCGGAAACGUUGAAAGACUUGGCACCGCCUGGGUGUAGCAUUUUCCUCAACAGCAACUUGCAUUGCAUGUUGCUUCAAAGGUUAGUUGAAGGUUAG
Molecule: messenger RNA, 4242 nt
Organism: Durusdinium trenchii
Lineage: Eukaryota; Dinophyceae; Suessiales; Symbiodiniaceae
Source: the annotation of a GenBank genome assembly